UUCUUUGAUCUAAAAAGUUAGAACAAAAAGAAGAGAGAGAAACGAAAACAGAAACUCUGAACAUCAAAUACUCUCUCUUCUCACCAGAAAACACAAACAAAAAAUAUGGCUUCUCAAAAUCAUCUUCUUUUGGGUUUUCUGGUGAUAGCCACCACCGUGUUAGUACUCGCAACAACUAGUGCUAAUGCAACCGCAGAUCUUAACGAAUUGUGUAAUGACUCUACAUAUCCAACACUCUGCAAAUCAAUUCUGAAGGUUGGAAAGGGUGUUACAGGACAAUCAGAUUUACAAGCAGUUCGCUCAGCAAUUCAAGCAACAUUGGUUCAAGCAAAACACGCAGUGGUAACCCUUAACAAGACGAUUGCUACAACUACAGAUCCUGCUAAAAAAACUAACUUGGAAACUUGCAGCGAACUAUAUGAUACAGCCAUUGACGAUCUAGCAACUUCAUUGUCAAACCUAAAGGACAAAGUAAAGAGUGACCUGAUGAUAAAUUUGUCAGCAAUGAUGACCGAUUUCAAUACUUGUACAGAUACCUUCCAUGAGUUCAAUAUGGAAUCUCCAAUUGGUAAUAUCAAUCAACUUUUGUACCAGCUUUCCACUGAUAGCUUGGAUUUGGCACAUGGUCUGAAUUUUUAAAGGUUAGUUUAAGUUUCAGAUGUUGGCAACUAGAAGGAAUUAGAGGGUGUUCUCUUUGCCCAAAGAAAAUACCGCGUUUAAGAAUAUUGGUGUUACAUGUAUUUGAUAAAAUCGAGAAUUUUUUGAAUCUUGUAUUUGAAUCUUUUUAGAAACCCAUUUAUUUCAUAUAUCUUCAACAGACAAAUGCAACAAACACAAAUGCACGUUGUUGAAUGGGCAUAUAUCCCUGGUCACAACUGAACAGUGUCAUUAAGCGGAUUAAAAAGAUAUGAUGGAGGUUUUCUCCAAAACUCAA
Papaver somniferum (opium poppy) is the source of this 934-nucleotide messenger RNA. RefSeq names its product pectinesterase inhibitor 4-like. Gene Ontology annotation, molecular function: enzyme inhibitor activity. Lineage: Eukaryota; Viridiplantae; Streptophyta; Magnoliopsida; Ranunculales; Papaveraceae. The record is from RefSeq and is a predicted model, not a curated record. The coding region runs from base 106 to 639 and encodes 177 amino acids. The transcript has a single exon.